UACGGGAGGGUCGGGUCAUUGCAGCUGCGAGAGCUGCGUUUCAGAUCUCGGCAAUAGCUUUCGACCCGGGCUUGAGUCCUAAGCUGCGGACUCGCCUCCCGGGUGGGCAUCUCUCAGGCCAGCCACAUGCUGCUGUGGGGCGGAGUUGGACUUUUUGUUUAUUUUUUGUUGUUGUUGACGCUUAUUAUCUUUUGGAAAAAUAGGCAUCGAUCCCCAUUCUCGGGACUUCGCAGAUGUUGCUGCAACUGGGGAAUUAGAGAAUGGUGCACCCUGGGACCUGGGUGGUGCCUUCGAAGUCCGGGGUGUUCCUCGAUUUUAACCAGGGAAUUACCGAAAUCGAGGGCUUUUUCCCCACUGGGGCAUUUGGCUUUUCAGAUUUUGUAAACCUGCUUUCCCUUGUUCCUCCCACCAACAAAUUAUAUAUAUUAUUUAUAUGUUAUAUAUAACGUAUUACAUAUGUGUAUUAUAUAUAUGAUUACACAUAAUAUGUAUCAUUAUAGGAAGAGUAGAAAUAACUGGAUUUUAAAGUCGCCCACAAUCCCGUGUCCAAAAAGACAAUAUUAAAUUUUGGUUUUACAUUUUAUUUUCUAGUAUCUCAUUUUUGCAUGUGUGUAUAUGCGGAGUUUUCUUUUAAAAAAAAAUCAAAUUAGGCCAGGUGCAGUGGCUCACGCCUGUAAUCCCACCACUUUGGGAGGCCGUGGGUGGAUCACCUGAGGUCAGAAGUUCGAGACCAGCCUGGCCAACAUGGUGAAACCCUGUCUCUACUAAAAAUACAAAAAAUUAGCCAGGUGUGGUGGCGGGCACCUGUAAUCCCAGCUCCUCGGGAGGCUGAGGCAGGAGAAUCGCUUGAACCCGGAAGGCAGAGGUUGCAGUGAGCCGAGAUCACACCACUGCAUUCUAACCUGGGUGACAGAGCGAGACUCCUCAAAAAAGAAAAGAAAAGUGUUCAAGAUGUCAAAGCGAGGACAUGGUAGGUCCUCUGGUGUGAAAUUCCGGAUUUCCCUGGGUCUUCCAGUAGGAGCCGUGAUCAACUGUGCUGACAACACAGGAGCCAAAAACCUGUAUAUCAUUUCCAUGAAGGGGAUCAAGGGACAGCUGAACAGACUUUCUGCUGCUGGUGUGGGUGACAUGGUGAUGGCCACAGUCAAGAAGGGCAAACCAGAGCUCAGAAAAAUGGUACAUCCAGCAGCGGUCAUUCGACAACCAAAGUCAUACUGGAGAAAAGAUGGUGUGUUUCUUUAUUUCGAAGAUAAUGCAGGGGUCAUAGUGAAUAAUAAAGGCAAAAUGAAAGGUUCUGCCAUUAUAGGACCAGUAGCAAAGGAGUAUGCAGACUUGUGGCCCUGGAUUGUGUCCAACGCUCGCAGCAUUGCAUGAUUCACCAGUAGAUUAAAAAAAAAGAAAAAGAAAAACUUUAAACCCUUUAAAAAGUAUUUGUGCCCCCCCCAAAAAAAUACAUCUUAAUAACAGUUGAAGGUAAAGUACUACCAAGUUUAAUAAAGAUUAAUUAAUGCUGA
Molecule: messenger RNA, 1514 nt
Organism: Symphalangus syndactylus (siamang)
Lineage: Eukaryota; Metazoa; Chordata; Mammalia; Primates; Hylobatidae
Product: large ribosomal subunit protein uL14-like
Biological process (GO): translation
Cellular component (GO): cytosolic large ribosomal subunit; ribosome
Molecular function (GO): structural constituent of ribosome; large ribosomal subunit rRNA binding
Source: RefSeq, a predicted model, not a curated record